AUGGCGGAGCGACUGGAUCACUUAAAAAAAUACUACCGAGCAAGAUUCUGCGGGCAAGGUGGCAUUUAGCAGGUAAAGAAGAUCAAUAUACAGCCUGGUCAAAAUGUACUGAAAUACAUCCAGGAUUGUUUUGAAUGUGAUGAUAGUGAUGCCACAUUAAGCUCUCCAAAUGCAGCCUGUUCCUCAACUCCUCUUGUCAGAAACCACGAGAGGACUUCAACUCAGAGCCCUAGGCCAGACACAGGGUUAAGUAAUGUAGCAGGAAAUGGAACCCAUCGUUCUGCAUUGUCCUUACUUGCAACACCAGCUGAGACAGUCGGGAGCAAAGGGAAGCCAUGUGUGUUGUACCUGGAGCCUGGAAGAAAAAGUUCCAUCGCUGAUUCCAUCAAAACAAACAGUCCUGUGCCUGGAGGAGAAACACAUGUGUUAAGGUUCAAGGAUGUGGAAGGACUAUUUGAAAGUCCUGCCAAGUUAUCAGAUCCUGAGGAUGAUUACGGGGUCGUGGGAACACCUAUUCUUGUGGAGGAAGCAAAAACUCCUGUAAAAACGUGUAAUGUCUCAAAAGCACCAUCAACUCCUCCUCCUGUGAAAGAUCAAGAUGUAGAAAUAGAAAGCGACUGUGAGUUUUUAAUUGAAGAAUCAGGUUGUCUGUCUUUUAAGUCUUGGUUUUCAAUACCUGGCAAGAACAGAAGGUCAAAAAAAGAUGGCUCUGCAACUCCUGUUUUGAAAUCUCAGUCCUCUGUAAAGGAAAAGACCGCAGAUAAGAAAUGCAAGAACAUGAAGGUACAGGCUCAAGAACAUAGUGAACAGAAAACUAAGAAUGCCAGAGUGCAACGUGACUUUAAAAGAAUGUCAGAAUUCCAUCCGAUCUCUUCUGACAGUGUGAGAAAGGUCCUUAAAUCUCAAAUACAAAGCAGUACUCGUGUGGGAAAAUCUAAGAAGGAUGCACUUAAGGGCUCUUCCAAGCAUAGAAAGACGUCCUGUGAAUCAGAAGCUGAACAACCGAUGCUGUCUGGAUUGGACUCAGGAGCAACUGAUGAAGAACAAAAUAUAAGAAGGGUGAUGCCAAGGGAGGAUUUGCCAAUGCCCUCAGCUGAGCAUCAGCAAGAGCAGAUGCUGUCACCAAAAAACAAUCUCACUCCUUGCAAGUACCAGCAGUCUGCUUCAGAAGCUCAUCAGCGUUUGGUUCACAAGAAACAAACUAAGCAGAAGCUUGCAAAUGAUAAGCUGUUGAAGAGCCAAGGGAAGAAGCUGAAAAAAUCCGUAAAGGGAAAUUAUAAUAAAAAUCCUGAGCCACAGAGAUGGAAGAGUUCUGACAGUGCACUUUGUGAAGAAGGACUUGAAAGGGAGCCCUUAGAAUCAAAUGAAAUGCUUACUUCACCUUCGCAUCAGGAAUUACAGACUUCUGUGCUUCAGAAAUUGACUAAGUCUGAAAAAGCUGAGAAAGUAUUGCACACUUUGGAAUCAGUUACUGAUGUAAAUAACAAAACUCCUUUAAAGGCUGCAGAGUUACUGCAGCAUCUUGUGGACAGUAUGAAGAAUUCUGAAAAGAAAAGACCAUCAGCUGCGUCUUCAGGGAAGAUCCUCAAAAGGAUUCAUCACAGAGCCCAUAAAAGAGCUUGCUCAAUCACAGGGGACACUGAGCCUCAAAAUACAACAGAUUCUGACAGCUCUUAUGCACAGGAUGUGGCAAGAAAAAAAUGCAAGCAAUCAGCUGUGAAAACAAGUGAAAACAGAAAAAGUAACAGGCACCAGAGCCUGCAGCAUUCCGCUGCAGCUGGGGAAGCUAUUGGUUUUGAAAGCGGGCUUGUUCUGGAACAUUCUCAGAAAUACGCUCCACCAUAUAAGGCUUGUGAAGAGAAUAAUGAAUCUUCAGAUAGUUCUGAAGACCUUCAAUGUCAGAUAAAAAAUCUACUGUCAGACGAGAUAGGCAGGCAAAAAGUAGUGCUGCCUUCCAACACACCUAAUGUUCGUCGGACAAAAAGGAUACGACUUAAACCUUUGGAAUAUUGGCGAGGAGAGCGAUUAACCUACACGUUGAAGCCUUCGGGAAGGCUUUUAAUUAGUGGAAUAGAAGGUGCAGAAGCUGAACCUCACACGAAGAAUAAGCUGAAGAGCCGUCAUAAGCAGAAAAGAGCUAAAACAAGAAGUGAGGUAGCAGAAUGUUUGGAUAUCCCCCUGGGUGAUGCUUCUAAGCCAACCAGCAUAGUGGACCCAGUAACAAGUCAGGAAGUACUUCUAGAGUGCAUUAACUCUGGAAGCAGUCACUCAUGCUUCUUUGAAGAUGAAUCGAUAAAAGUAUAUAAAAGUUUGAACACAUCUUAUUUUGCUGUUGGUAAAUUGAUCUUGAAGCCUCUUAAAGAAAAGGGACACCAGUUUGUCCACAUGGAUACAAUAGCCUUCUAUGUUAUCCGUGGCCAGAUUAUUAUCACCUUGCAUAAGACAUUGUAUUACCUGACUUCAGGGGAUUAUUUCUGUUCUAGCAAAAAACCUUUUCUGUUUUUAUUUAUAGGAAAUGGAUAUAACGUGCGUAAUCUUCUGAAUGAGGAAAGUGUUCUUCAUUUCACACAACUCAAAAAAGACAGGGCUCCUGUGGGUGCUGAGUUGUGCAGUGUGACAAAUGAGAACUGGUCAUUGGAAGGAAAAAGUUGAUGCUUCACCUCUGCUUGGUCUUGCUGUGACUCCUGCUUCCUACAUUGCUGUGUAUGUCAGACUACUGGUAACCUUUGGCAGUUCAUGUUUUUCUUUUAUUGAAAACGAUACUGCAAGAAAACUAACAUGGGGAAAAAAACCCUCUGAAGUUACCAUUUUUCUCCCUGCCAAUGGGGGAUUACUUUAACUGGUGUAUUUUCUACUUUUCGUAAUCCAGUUUCCACAGACUACUGUGAUGGUCUCAAACAGAUGUGUGGUAAAGUCUGGGCUGGGUAAAAUGCUAAGGAAAUAGCCCAUGAAGAACAUGUUGUGGACUGUAGCUUAAAUAUGCAUUUUUAAGGUCUCUCUGAUGUUAUUUCUAUGUUGCAGCUUUUAGAACAGUACUUAACUUAUUUCCUAGACUUUAGUGGUUUAUAUAUUCAGUUCAGAUAGGAAAACUUUUUAUUUAUAGUAGAAUACAGAAACUAUCAGUAGAACAGAGAUCUGAGCCAGGUCUGUGAUUGCUUUGCUAUGCUCAACUUGUUAGCUGACGUUAUGUGUUGUGAGCUCAAGUUGGGGUGGUCGUCAUGUCUCCGCUGCUAUUUGUGUACAUACACUGUUCCUUGAGGAAAUCUGGUUUGAUAUGUCAACUCAUUACUUUCAGACAGCAGUAGUUGAGAGAGCUGAAAAUUAAUGUUAGAUGGUAAAUGUGUCCUGUGGUGAGUGUUUUGAUAGCAACUAGAAACGUGUGUUAAGGAGCUUAACUGAAAAGUUAGAUUUUUCAAGGCUUUGGUUUCCUUUGAGAAAAAGGACUUAGUGGUUAUUAGGUUCUUCUGAAAAAUCUAAUGUUUUGGGGGCUUCAUUUCGUUAUAAAACUGUUUGUCUUAAUGAACAAAGCUUUUCUUUGUAAUUUAAAGGAGGAUGCAGGAGAAUGGUUGCAAAACUGUCAGAUGUCUGUAUAAUUAUUUAUAUAAGUAAAUACAAAAUAGAAUCUGAGCUGAGUAAUUACAGAAAAAUAAACAGCACUGAUAAACUUUUGAAGUGCACACACCUUAAUAUCCUAUCGCUUUAUAUGGGUGCUCACAGGCUGAGUCGGAAGAGCAUUUCUCUGUGAUGCAUUUCUUCAGGUACAUAGGAAAAUCUUCCUUGCAAAUUGCACAAUCAAACUGAUUUCUAUGGUCCAGUUUGAAGAUGAAAACAAAUAGCUGACACCAGACAAAACAGUUGGCUGCUGAACAUUGAGUAAUGAAUAUGUUAUAGGAGUUGCUCAGUGUUUUUGAGCUUGCCAACAAACCUGUGUUCUUUUCUUUUUUCCUUCAUUUAAGCUGCUGUGCCCAAGCAAAGACACACAAAAGACUGUAAAACUCCAUUGCUUUGCAUUUCUGUAGUCUUUUCUAGUAUAGAGCACAAGACAAACAAUAAAUGAAAUGAGCUGAAGGAA
Coturnix japonica (Japanese quail) is the source of this 4072-nucleotide messenger RNA. Lineage: Eukaryota; Metazoa; Chordata; Aves; Galliformes; Phasianidae. The record is from RefSeq and is a predicted model, not a curated record.